This is a messenger RNA of Gongylonema pulchrum, 285 nucleotides long. The record is from the annotation of a GenBank genome assembly. Lineage: Eukaryota; Metazoa; Nematoda; Chromadorea; Rhabditida; Gongylonematidae.
AUGCCGCCGAAGCCCUCAGCAAAGGGAGCAAAAAAGGCUGCGAAGUCGCACAAGGCUCGCAGUGGUGACAAGAAGCGACGUGCGCGAAAAAAGGAGUCUUACUCGGUGUACAUCUAUCGCGUGUUGAAGCAGGUUCAUCCGGACACAGGCAUUUCGUCAAAGGCCAUGUCAAUAAUGAAUUCUUUUGUGAACGACAUUACGCCUGUAGCUGAUAAAAGUGUUGCGCACGUACCGAACACAUCUUGCAAGUUGACAUUUUCCGGUGCACAGUCGUGUGGGGCAUGA